AGCGCCGGCUCAACUUGAAUGUACAGAUAACUAACGAAGAAUAUAGAAAUUAACGAGUUGGCCUGUCUCUCAAACUCAAAGGGAAAUAAGCGGUGUGCAUGCGCCUUGUUUUCUGAUCACCAUGUAAAGGAGACACCUUACCGAGAGCUCCCGGGAAGAGUUUGAAAGCCACCAAGGAGUUACGAUGUCUUCAUUGGCCAGGCUUCAUAGAGGACAGUGUGGAAGACCUUUAGUAGCUAAAAGCAGUAAACCAUAUAAACCUUUUCUGCCGACUUCUUAUUCUCCCCAAGAGGGCUACUUAAAGGAGGGUGAAGACAUGCUAAGCAUUGAAGAGUUAUGGCAGAAUGUAGCUGAUUGUUCCAAAGGGCACGAAGACAAGCACCAGCGAGACCAGCACUCUCAGUUAGGGAAUAUGCUACCAUCAUAGGUCACCGGUUGCAGGAUCACGGCCUUGUGGUGGAAAUGAUUCACCUCUCCUCCGAGUCGGGUCUCAGUCGUGCGCUCCAGGAAGUUAAAGAUGAUGGCUCUCCGUUCUGUAUUCUUGUUGAACAGUCUAAUGUAAAACUUUCCUCUUGCACCGUAAUUAUGCUUCACGAGUCUGUCAAAAUACAUCGUCACAUGCCCCUGGAGAACGCCCUCGUGCUGGUGGCUAAAGAAUACAGGAGACUAUUUGCAAAACGGGAGCAGCAGGAGCGGGCUGGGGCGGCCCUGAGGGCCUGUGAUCUGGUGGAUGACUUCCUGGCCCGGGAGUGCCUGCCCCGCUACUCUGUCCCGCUGGGCAUUCGGCAUCUUCUCUUCCUCGUGAAUGAGGGGCGACAUCUGUAUCGGAAUGAGCUGGACCUGCUCAUCAACUACCUGAAGACCAGGAAAGGACAGCCGGCAGGCUCUGAGACACUGAGUCCUGUGGCUAGCAGUGGUCAUGCCUCACUGCAAGUCAGGAGUACCCCCAUGGUGGGCAAGCCGCCUCCACUCCUUCCAAACCCGGGCAGGCGAAACUUCCUUGGGCCUCCUCCCUCCUCUCCUGCCAAGAUUCCUUUGCUGGGCGCUCGGCCAGCGGGAGGUCUCCUUCCACCACCAGGUCCGGUCAACACCAAAGGCCUGUUUCCCCCACCCUUGCUUCUGGCAGCCCCUUCCAAAAGGCCUGCUCUUUUGGGGAGCCUCCCCCAUAAGCCUGUGAAGCGCCCACUGCUUGGGGAGAAACCAGGCCUAUUAGCACCACCACCAGCUCUUGUGCAGUCCAGGCUGCACAAGCUCACGGCUCAGCCUGCAUCUUUGUUGGACUAAAGAAAGCUCUGCCGUGCCAGGAGAACGAGGUGCUCCCCAGAAGGCAGCUCCCCGGAUGUGGCUCCACCCUCUUCUUCCAUGGACGGAGGCCUCUGCCUGGCCUGCGAGCCCAGUGUCCAGCCAGCGGCACCCUCUGACCCAUCCAUGGGCCUUUGGAAACUUUUUCAUGUUUGGAGUCUUUUUGUACCAAGUUAGACAUGUGUGGAAGGUCGCUGUAGACAUUGGGUCUUGACGUUGUUCAAUUGCAUGUAUUUUAAAAUACAAAAAAAAAAACAAAAAAAAACCCUUCUAGCUUUUAGCUACUGGUUGCCCCCUUUUAAGGUGUGUGUGUGUGUGUGUGUGUGUGUGUGUGCACGCGCGUGAGCGUUUCCAUUUUGGAAUAAUUUUUGAUUUACAGAAAAUGAGCAAAGAUAGCCCAGGAAGCCCUUCAAUAUUGGGAACCUAAUGUUCGCUUGGUAGUGACCAGGCCUCAGUGCCAGGAGUUAGCCGCUCCAUGAGCUCUGUGUAGACGUCACCCGUGCACACCAGUUUUCCCUUGAGCGUUGUCUUUCUGCUUCAGGACCUUACUCUGGUACCUGAGUACCCAGAGUUGCAUUUAAUUUAUUUUAACUUUAUGAUGUAGCUGUUUUUUUAUUAUGGAAUAUUGUCAAUAUACAGAAAAUUUGAAUGAAUAGUGCAUUCAACAGUUGUUAA
Molecule: messenger RNA, 1977 nt
Organism: Condylura cristata (star-nosed mole)
Lineage: Eukaryota; Metazoa; Chordata; Mammalia; Eulipotyphla; Talpidae
Product: nuclear receptor coactivator 5-like
Exons: 10
Coding region: 463-1284 (273 amino acids)
Source: RefSeq, a predicted model, not a curated record